Messenger RNA from Rhinichthys klamathensis goyatoka, 2517 nucleotides. RefSeq lists its product as uncharacterized. Gene Ontology annotation, biological process: IRE1-mediated unfolded protein response; intrinsic apoptotic signaling pathway in response to endoplasmic reticulum stress; protein phosphorylation. The transcript is spliced from 13 exons. Gene Ontology annotation, molecular function: protein serine/threonine kinase activity; ATP binding; RNA endonuclease activity. NCBI's taxonomy places the organism in Eukaryota, Metazoa, Chordata, Actinopteri, Cypriniformes, Leuciscidae. The record is from RefSeq and is a predicted model, not a curated record. Gene Ontology annotation, cellular component: IRE1-TRAF2-ASK1 complex. Bases 589 to 2517 code for a protein of 642 amino acids.
CAAUCACUGCUCAGAUAGCAAAAUGUGUAUCUCUCUAUUCCGGGUUCCUAACUCACACUUCAUUGUUUGCCAUUUGGAAGAGCACAACUUUAGAAGACUUCUACAAGAUUGUUUCCUACAUUGGAGAGUUAUCUUUCUGCUAUAGUCUAAAGACUUAUCUACCAACAAGAUCCUAAGAAAAAGCGCACUGAGCCAUUUCUCAUCUCACUUUUUUUCUUUCCGAAGUAAAAGGAUAAUGAGACCCCAAAGAGUUUUUCCUGAAAAGGAAGCUUUGUACUUCAUUGCUUCUGGGAAAUAUAAAGACACAUUUGAGAAAAAAUUAAUGUGUGAAGAGAAAGGUUUUGGAGUAAUCGCCACAAAACAUAUUGAGCCAGGAGAAUUCCUGCUGGAGUAUGUUGGAAGACACAUUAAUGGAUCUGAAGGAGAGACCCUGUUCAAAGACUACUCAGCUGAAGAUGCCGUUUUUUUUUACAUUUCUACUCCUUUCAGGGACAAUUUUACUGUGUUGAUGGCAGUAAAGCUACGGAAAGACUCGGACGAUUCAUAAAUGAUGACCACAUCAAGCCAAACAGCAAAAUUAAAAUAAUAAUGGAUGAAAAGAAAAUGCCACAUCUGUGUUCAUUUGCGUUAACAAAAAUCAAUGCAGGAGAAGAAAUUGUCUAUGACUACGGAGAUCCUAACUGCCCAUGCAGACAGAAAACCUGUACUUCCACAUUCAGAGAGAUCAAGGAAAAUAUGGAAUCACGAUGGAAGAAUUCAUUUGUAAACCUUGAUUUAAAGCCUGGUGUGAUGAAAAUUGAUGACCUUAUCAUCAACACAGAAAUGAAGAUUGCAAAUGGAUGCAAUGCUGCUGAGAUUUUCCCAGGAGUCUUCAACAACUGCAAAGUUGCAGUGAAACGAGUUGCCAAACAUGUUUCCAAAACUGAAAUGGAAAUGGCUCAUUUCCUGAGUUCAAAAAAUGUACAAGCAGAGCACCUUCUGCAACACAUGUCAGUGUUGGAAGACACUUACUUUGCCUAUUUUGUCUCACCUCUUUGUGAAUAUAGUUUAAUGGAGCUGAUUGAAAACAAGGAUUUUCCCGAAAGAAAAAGCCUGAUAGAGAAUCGAAGACUAGAGAUCUGCCAGUUACUGCAAGGACUUCAGGAACUGAAUUCAUAUGGAAUUUUGCACAGAGACCUGAAGCCUGAAAAUAUUUUGUUUGAUAUCAACAACAAACUGUACAUCGCAGACUUUGGAGCAAGCAGAAAACUGGAUCUGGCACAAACCACACUGCUCUCUCAAAUGGCUGGAUCUUUUUCUUGGUCAAGUUUUGAAGAUGUUGGAGGCAUGCAAUACAAAUACAAGAAAGAAUCAGAUAUCCAGGUCGCAGGGUGCUUGGUGCAUUACAUCCUGACGGAUGGGCAACACCCCUAUCAGACAACUACACCCUACUCAAAGGAUCCAUUUGGGCUAUCUCAAAAUGUCAAAAUGGGUAACUUCAUUCUUCAAUGUGAAGAAACAUGGACAAGACAAAAAUAUAUUAUUAGCAGAAUGCUGUCUAAAUCGAUUGAAGAACGUCCCACCAUUGAGGAAUGCCUUCAGUCUUUCACAUCUGACCACCGUGCCGCCCACCUUCGCCUGUCUAUGCCGUCCAUCAGGUCCCUGAUUGCUGCAGUCAGACUGGAAUCGGACCAUGGAUGGGAACGGGAGAUUGAGGUCCUUGUGUUCCUGCACUGGCUGGCCCAUGCAGCAUCCUACAGGGUGGUGUCGCAGGCCUUCGACAUCCCAAAGACCUCUGUAGUGAGCAAGGCCAUCAUGGGAAUUUUGAGGAGGGUGAUCUGUGUAGCCAUGACUCAUUUUCGCUACAUCUGCUUUCCGACCGGAGAUGACCUGGAGGCAGUGGGAGCAGGAUUUGCACAGCUGUCUGGGCCACCAGCUUUCAGCAGAGCAGUUGGUGCAAUAGACGGCUGUCAUAUUCGUAUCAAACCUCCAGCAAAUAACUCCCACUGCUACUUCAACAGAAAGCUGUUUCACUCCAUCCAACUCCAGGCCAUCACUGAUCACCGGGGGAAAUUCCUUGAUGUGAUUGUGGGGUAUCCUGGGUCUGUGCACGAUGCCAGGGUGCUGAGGAACAGUCCAGUGUAUGCUGGCAGUGUAUAUCCACCUGCAGGAGAGUGCAUCCUCGGGGAUGGAGGCUAUCCUUGCCUGAGUGCACCCAUCUGCCUCAUCACCCCGUACAGAGAGCCGCUGCAGAACCCCUUUGCAGGCUCGUUUCAACAGCAAGCACUCCCGUGUCCGCAACAUCGUGGAGAGAGCGUUUGGGAUGCUGAAGACACGCUGGCGCUGUAUCUUCUUCAAGGCCUUGGAGCCAAUGGGGACAUCGUUGAGCCAGAGGAUGAGGAAGACCAUGAUGACGGCCCCCCUGAUCCCCACAACCUUGAAGCAAGAGUGGGAGAACAAGUGCGGGACAAUCUGGCUGCUGCAGUGUCUGCUCCAAACAUCCCUGUGCCGGCUCUCCAGGAGCAUGACUACCUUUAA